Messenger RNA from Wickerhamiella sorbophila, 834 nucleotides. Its product is annotated as (R)-stereoselective amidase. The transcript has a single exon. Gene Ontology annotation, molecular function: omega-amidase activity; 2-oxoglutaramate amidase activity. The record is from RefSeq and is a predicted model, not a curated record. Bases 1 to 834 code for a protein of 277 amino acids. NCBI's taxonomy places the organism in Eukaryota, Fungi, Ascomycota, Dipodascomycetes, Dipodascales, Trichomonascaceae.
AUGACACAAUUGAAGUUGGAGCUCGUUCAGCAAGAGAUUAAGGAUGGAGACAUCGACUACAAUGUAGGCCGCAUUGUCCAAGCCAUCGAGAAGUGCUCUUCUGAGGUAGAUAUUAUUGUAUUUUCUGAAGUCGCCAUGACCGGAUUCCUCACACCAGCAAACGUAGAUCAGUUGGCGCUUUCUCUCGACAGCGAGCCGGUUAAAAAAGUGGCUCAAGCACUGGAAAAGCGUGGAAUCGCCGGUAUCAUGGGUCUCACUGAAAGAGAGGGAGACAAGCUCUUCAACACGGCUGUUUUCAUCAAGGAUGGCAGUGUGUUCUGCAAGUAUCAAAAGACCCACCUGUGGUUGGGCGACAGAGGGGUCGUUCAAGCCGGUGAUCGGUUCGUAGCAUUUGAUCACAAAGGGGUCCGAAUCGGCCUUAUCAUUUGCUUUGACUCCGAGUUCCCUGAAACCAGUAGGGCUCUUGCUGAACUUGAAGUCGACCUAAUUGUCAUCUGUGAUGGCAACAUGGAGCCCUAUGGCCAUUUGCAUCAGACUUCUGUGAAAGCUCGCGCUCAGGAAAACCAAGUCUUUGUGGCAAUGGUUAACCGCAUUGGCGUCGGCGAGGACAAAGCCGUCUAUCACGGUAAUACCUCCGUUGUGGACCCUGAAGGACACACACAAUUCAUGGCUGGUUCGAUUGAGUGUAAAACAAUUAUCAGCAUUGAUGCCAACCAUACUGCCCGCGCCCGCAAAGACUUUUUCUAUUCAAGCGAGAAGCGGUUCAAGUUCCCCGGUGAGAUUGUUGACCACGAAAAGGGCUGGAAAGAGCUCAUCAUUCCCCAUUCAACAUAA